Penicillium argentinense is the source of this 3135-nucleotide messenger RNA. RefSeq lists its product as uncharacterized. The transcript has 2 exons. The record is from RefSeq and is a predicted model, not a curated record. The coding region runs from base 1 to 3135 and encodes 1044 amino acids. NCBI's taxonomy places the organism in Eukaryota, Fungi, Ascomycota, Eurotiomycetes, Eurotiales, Aspergillaceae.
AUGGCUGGGGCGGAGGCAUUCAAGGGAUUCAUUGAGGAGCACAAAGACUACAACCUGCUAGAUGCACGUGCAAGGCCACACCUUCUCACAUGUGAAGUCAGUGCUAAUUAUUUGAAGGCCCGCCCUCGGAUCCAUCAACUCGUUCGGGUCAACAUCGCCGACAUCCACCUCCCUCCUCUCGACCCGACCGUGAAAGUUACCAACGAUCUGCUAGAGCUGGAUGAUCCCAACUCCGAAAUGGACUGCAGAUCCGAGACAGCUCGUGUUACGCAGACUUGGGAUCCAGUCAGAGUCAGUGAGUACUUCGUCACAGACAAGCUGGGGAUCCUACCCCGGAUCGCAUACGCUACGAACACAAAGAUCUCAACCAAAGAUUACGAGAGCAAGCCUCUUCAGAUCUGCGUGACCGGAAAUUCGAAGCAAGAUGUCGAUGCGACGAUUGAGGCUCUGGACAGGGCUGUACCGUUCCUGGAACUGGUACAGAAGCCAAGCUACGGCAUUGUCGUGUGGGCCCCGAACGGCAACUACAGAUGCAAAUACAGAAUUGGACACUUCCAGAGAACUGAUCGUGCCACCCAUCGCCGUGUGAUCGAUACCAAUGGAGCGAUUCGGAAUCCCGCGCGCGCAUUGAUCCCUUAUCCCGAAGAACAAUUGACAUCGAGCUCGGAGAUCUCAGAUAUGGAAAGUCCCAGCCCUAUACCGAAACCUACCCCCAGCUCCGUGACGAAACCACUCACCGUCCCUGAGAAGAAGCCAGAGCCUCCACUCCCCAGUUCCAAACUCUCGCGCACCGUCGAAAUUCCGCCCGAUACCGUUCCAGAAGCAGCUCCCAAGAGCAAGCCUACCCAAUUUCGUGAAAGAAUCCCCGAAGGCCUGUCAGAGACUCCUUUUCCUCUUUCCUUUAUCAACAUCCCGGGACAGAUCCUCGUAUUCAAGCCAGAUAUUCCUCUGCUCGACCUCAAAUCCACGCCCGAAGCCAGCGUAUCGGAACAGCUUUCCACACACGAGAUUUCCGCGCGCGACGACCUCAUUGAUCUCUCGGAUCAUAAAAGCUCCGACCCGCCCAAGGACGUAUCCCCCCUUGUCAAAUUCAGGAGCACGGCCGACCUCAUCGAUCUUUCUGCGGACAAUGCUACUCCCCGACCCCAUCUACGGCCCAGUGUUGCUGUUCCUGUUGACCUGCUGGAUAGCCUACCACCGCCUUUGACACCUUCCUCACAUAUUGCCGGAAGAGGACUGCCUGUAGCAGAACGACUUGUCGACCCAUAUCAGGCGAUGGCUACUGCUAACCAAAUGCUAUCUGGCGAACCGAAGAUCUUUGGCCAGGUUGCAUUGGUACCGAAACAGGCACACUUCUCGGCGAAUACUGCCUAUGGUACGCCAAUCCCUUCGCCAAACAUUGAAAUGAUCCAAGCUCAUAAAAGUGCAUCGCCCAUUCGACCUAGGAUGUCGAGUGAAAUGGCGGCCAAGGAGUUCCUGCUUCAAGAGAUUAGCUGCCAGCGCUCUACACGAAGCUCUCCCAUUCUCAAAUCUUCCGAUGGUCCUACAAAGAACGUGCUGAUUGACAUCGAAGAGGACUUAAGUGAGAUGACUAGAAUUCAUGAGAAAUUGGCUGAAGUGUCUGAGUCCGACACUAGGGAAUUCUAUUCCGCUAUGAAUCUGCGAGCACCGAAUCCUGGGGUUUUGGACGAGCCCCGGGAUCUGCCAAAAAAAAAUAAAGAGGAUCGGUGUCGACGUGAGGCCAAGAAAAAGGACAUUUGGGGCACAAAGUCCCUCAAGGAUGUGCGUGGCCAUGCCUCCAAGGCCAUUUUAGCAGCUUCGGGACUCAAACCCAAGCCAUCUUCCUCCAAGCGCUCUUCGGAAAAAGCCUCGAAAAAGUCAUCCAAAUCUUCCGAUAAUACCAGAACAGUCUUCCAUAUGCUGGAGCCUGCCCUCAAUGCUGUCCGAUCCUUCCCCGGCCGCUUAACCUUUGAGGCUCAACUCGGGAUGCUUUUCAUUAACGGCGGACAGGCACAGCCAGCAAUGGAUCUCGUAGCUCUCCGGAACUACUUUCAGCCACAAAGCGGACUUCCAGCUCCCAAUACCGUUUUCAACAAUCGCCUGGCAACUUACAGGGAAGAUAUCGACCGAGUCAUUAACCUGACUGUUGAUGGCCACCGAACAUUUGAGCGUGAGUCAUUUAGCGACACAACAUUUUUCGAGGUCCACUGCCGAUCGACGGAAAAUCCUGACCUAUUUAUCGUGACGAUCAGCAAAAAUGGCCUUGAAUCUUCCGUCUCGCGCGCUUUCCCCCUUGCAUACGUGCAUGUCAACUUUCCUGAGAACGUUUGGGAUGCGGCUAUCGUUCUGGAUGGUCAUUCACCCUACAUCAAUGAAAUAGACUCUCCGCUUCAGUCGAAAAUUCACAAGUUGGUAGAGGACUUCCGGACCAAGUUUGAAAGCUCUGGAACUCAAAUUCAGACAACCUUGCCCGAGGAUGAUCUUGUGAUCGAGAGAAUCCUCAUGAAGCGCACCACGAAAUACCGGUACCGCCGCGAAAAGCACACUGCAGGUACGGAGGACCUCUACUUGAAAGUCACAGAGGUCCAAGACGCACUCUCUCUCCCAAGAACCGACAAAAACAUUUUUGCCGCCUACUGCGCGUUGGUCCCGGAAAUGAUCCACCGGAAAAGACUAUGGUUUGAAGGAUCACUUGUAAGUUCCGCCGCAGAGGAAGCUCUGCAGACUAACUCGACGCUUGGGAUGGGAAAGUGCACCAUGCAAUGGGAUACAGCUGUGCUUUUUGGACAAGGCGCGGCGCCAAUCUUGUCUUCUGCGGCUACCACCUCAGGACCCUUGAUUGAUCUUCCCGGCCUGUGGUCUCUGUUCGGGCUGACGGAGAUCGUGGUGCGGAACAUUGAUGCGGUAGGUGACAUUGAGCUGAGUUCUACUUCGCUGGACAAUGCGAAGGCGGCCUCCUUGACAAAGAACGAGUGCCCGAAGUCGACUGCAUUUACUAAGUCUGUGGGCGAGCCUGGGAGCAAGGCCUCUUCGACUGCGGCUGGAAUCCCGGGGAAGCAGCAGCUCCAGGCCCCGAAGCCAGGAUCUCAGGCUUGGGGGCAUGAGAACGAGGCGGCGAAGUUGAAAUAUUGGUGA